Alligator sinensis (Chinese alligator) is the source of this 6111-nucleotide messenger RNA. RefSeq names its product bridging integrator 1 (gene BIN1). Lineage: Eukaryota; Metazoa; Chordata; Crocodylia; Alligatoridae. Gene Ontology annotation, biological process: regulation of endocytosis. Gene Ontology annotation, cellular component: synaptic vesicle; cytoplasm; plasma membrane. Gene Ontology annotation, molecular function: phospholipid binding; tau protein binding. The record is from RefSeq and is a predicted model, not a curated record. The transcript has 20 exons. Bases 157 to 2019 code for a protein of 620 amino acids.
GGCUGGGCUGGGCCGGGCCGGGCCGGCCCGGGGAGGAGAGGAGAGGAGAGGCGGCGGCGAUGGCCAUUGUUUGCCUGCGGGUUUUUUCCCCCCUUUCUCCUGCUCCGGUUCCGUGCACCGCACAGUUAUAAAAGCAAAAGCAGGGCAGGCGAAGACAUGGCCGAGCUGGGCAAGGGGGUCACCGCGGGCAAGAUCGCCAGCAACGUGCAGAAGAAGCUGACCCGGGCGCAGGAGAAGGUCCUCCAGAAGCUCGGGAAAGCCGACGAAACAAAAGAUGAGCAGUUUGAACAGUGCGUGCAGAACUUCAACAAACAGCUGUCAGAAGGCAGCAGGCUGCAGAAAGACCUUCGAACUUACCUGACUUCCGUCAAAGCAAUGCACGAGGCCUCCAAGAAGCUGACCGAGUGUCUGCAGGAAGUGUAUGAGCCGGAGUGGCCCGGGAGAGACGACACGAACAAAAUAGCAGAGAACAAUGACCUCCUCUGGACAGAUUUCCAUCAGAAGCUUGUGGAUCAGGCGCUCUUAACCAUGGACACUUACCUUGGCCAAUUCCCGGACAUCAAAUCUCGCAUCGCCAAGCGGGGAAGGAAGCUCGUGGAUUACGACAGUGCCAGACACCAUUUUGAAGCCCUACAAACCGCGAAGAAGAAGGACGAAACCAAAAUCGCCAAGCCUGUUUCGCUGCUUGAGAAAGCUGCGCCUCAGUGGUGCCAAGGGAAACUACAGGCUCAUCUCGUUGCUCAAACUAAUCUGCUCCGAAAUCAGGCUGAAGAAGAGUUGGUAAAAGCUCAGAAGGUGUUUGAGGAGAUGAAUGUCGAUCUGCAGGAAGAGCUGCCUUCGCUAUGGAAUAGUCGUGUUGGUUUCUAUGUCAACACAUUCCAGAGUAUAGCGGGCCUGGAGGAAAACUUCCACAAAGAAAUGAGCAAGUUGAACCAAAACCUCCAUGAUGUCCUGCUGAGUCUAGACAAGCAGUGCUCCAGCAAUGCCUUCCCUAUCAAAGCUCAGCCAAGAAAGAAAGCUAAGCUGUUCUCGAGGCUGAGGAAAAAGAUGAGCAGCGACAGUGCCCCUGCAAAAGCAAACAAAAGCCCUUCGCCUCCACCGGACGGGUCCCCGAUCACCAGCCCCGAGACCAAGACUGUCAACCACGAGCCGGAGCCGUCCUCCUUGGAGACGCCUGGGGCAGGCAUCCCAAAGUCGCCAUCUCAGUUGAGGAAAGGUCCUCCCGUGCCGCCACCUCCAAAACUCACCCCGUCCAAGGAGAUCAAGCAGGAGAACAUCAUCAGUCUGUUUGAUGACAAUUUUGUCCCUGAGAUAAGUGUGACCACCCCCUCGCAGUUUGAUGCCCCUGGGCCCUUCCAGGAGGGAGCCAGCCUGUUGGAUCUGGAUUUUGAUCCCAUUAAACCAGAUGCCGGUGUGGGGAAGGCACCCACACCCGUCUCCCAGCCUGAAAAGACUUCCUCUAGCAGCAUGCAGUCUGUGGAUCAGUGCGAUAGCGCCUUUGCUGUGGACUGGCCCAGCCAGCCCACGGAGACCGAGCCUGCCCAACCUGCAGACGCCGCUUCCGGCGGAUCCGAAGCAGCUGGGACAGCAGCAGCGGCAGCUGGAGCCGAAGCACCUAAAACCGAAGCUGACUCAGGAUCUGGCUCUGGCUCUCUGCCUGCUGUAGUUGUGGAAACUUUCCCAGCCACUGUCAACGGGACCGUGGAAAGCAGCGGUGCCUCCGAAAGGGCCGACAUGCCACCGGGCUUCCUUUUCAAGGUCCAGGCCAUGCACGACUACACGGCCACGGACAGCGACGAGCUGCAGUUGAAGGCAGGCGACGUCGUGCUAGUGAUUCCCUUUGAGAACCCCGAGGAGCAGCUGGAUGCAGCUGUCAGAGCUAAGAAGUCACGACUGGUCCGGCUGCACAAGGAUGAAGGAUGGCUGAUGGGGGUGAAAGAAGCUGAUUGGCUCCAGCAUAAGGAACUUGACCAAUGCCGGGGGGUUUUCCCGGAGAACUUCACGGAGCGCGUGCAGUGAGAGCCCGGGUACCAGCUGGUUCUUCUGCAGGAAGAAAGCAAGUUUUCUGGGACAUGGUUUAGGAGGAAAAAAAAAAAAAAAAAAGAGAGAAUUUUUAAAGGAACAUAAACCUAAGAAGUGUCAACUUAAUGGGUGGGUUCUUCUCAAAGGGCAAGGUUUUAGAAGUAAAAUUGAAUUCAAAGUGUUAUUCAAAUAUAUACAUAUUAAUAAUAAUAAUAAUAAUAAUAAGGCAAGACAAAUACCCCUUCCCCCCUUUGAUUUAACAGCAUUUGAAUUCAGAGGGCUGAUUCAGAAGUGACGCAGUGUGGUUCCAGUAUGUACUGUGUUGGCUGGAUUUGGGGGAUGUCGGUUGGGUACCUGGGAAAGGCGACUGUCCCGGAGACGGGAAGCGCCGAUGACUCCCGGGUGGGUGGGUUCAGCUGGCUUGUGCUUGUGGCUGCUGGCAUGGCAUCCGCAUCCCUGACGAUUCAGACUCCCCAUAUGUUAGGACCUUUGGUAGGCCAAACAUCCCGUUAUGCUGUUGAAAAGACAUAUUUAGUGUACAGUGUUCACCAAUAUGAUGUGUGUGCGUGUGUGCGUGUGUGUGUUUUAUUUGCUUCCUUUGAAAACGUAACACGAACUGUGAUUUUAUACAUUUAAAGAACAAACCACCAAUGUUACCUGGGAGAGCGACACUCGGGAGGCAGUGCUCGAUCCCAAACUCCCCAAGACGCGGGAGGUGGAGCAUCGCAGCGAUCGUUGCCUUCCUGUGAAAUGUUACUUCAGGCAGAUCCUGGAAAUUAAGACAUUAAAAAAAGCUGAAACUCUGGAUUGGUUGGCACAAGUUGUGAAAUGGAAAAGAAAAAGAAACCCGAAGUAGAUUCGUAUCUAUACGGAGAGAGAGAGUGGUGGUCCCUGAGGCUUGCGGUUUAGCAAGUGCACUUUUAAGGGCAGGGGUGGGAACAGGAAAGUUUACAAAAGUGUAGCUGAGAAAACCAAUCUGCUCUCUGUGUUUCUGAUUGUGGGAUGCUUAUUUUUGGCUUUGAAGAAGCCUGUUAGACCUGCCUCCUCCACUGCUGUGCUGGGGAAUAAGUCAAAGACAGAGAAAAGCAAGCUAUUUUAAUCUUUAUGUAAGAGCUGCAUGACUUUAUCCUAUCCCCGUGAGUUAGAAAAGGAGGGGAUAACAACACGCCAUGUUCUAGUACUGACAGUAAUCUUCCCCACCAUUUUUAGCUCCCGGUUAGUUUUCUGGACUUGGUUUUCUUUUAAGCAACCAGGCUGCACGGCGUUUACAAGGGGCGCAUCGUGCUUGGCAAAAUCAACAGGUUCGAUCCUCCGAGACCCGCACAUCCCACAACGGUACUUUAAAUUUAUACUUGAACACGGAUGCCGCUGGGCAAGCAGAUCAGAUCUUUUGUUAGGUCGUUCCCUUCUGCCCCGACUCCUUUUUUUUUUUCCUUUAAAGGGACCCUUAGGGGUGAGGCUACCUCUUGCUCUCCUGGGACAAGAUCACUGUAUGAAAUGACCCUUCUAUUUAAUACCUGCUGGCAUUACCUGAGCACGCCCAGGAUGCUGGCCCAGUGACACUACUGACCCCCCCCCUUCUCCGACGCGCUCGGAUUUGCUUGUAGGAUAACAGGAAAACCAUCUUUCUAUUAUAGGUCAAAAGUGGACUUUUCUUCUCUUCAAGGGUCAGAUUUUGAUCUCGGUUACACUCCUGUGCGUUAAGGAGUGCUGGCGUCGUAUCUCUUUUAAGUAUUAUAGCUAAGUCCAGUGGGCCGAUUUCUGAAUCCUGCAUCGGCGUAAGCGAGAUCAGACUUGGACCCUUGGCCCCGGCUCCUUUCCAGAUUCUCUUUGUUUGCUUGUUUGUGUUUUGGGGGGGAAAAACACUUGCUGCAAUGGAUAGUCCUUUCUUCUUUCCCCUCUGCCGCACGCCCAUAUAAAAACUACAGCGUUUUAGAGCACACGCUCACAACACCGCAGCCCUGGACGCAGCGGGUGAUGGUGCUGUGAGCCGCUGCUAUAGCAUAUUCUCCUAUUUUUUUAAAUCAAGGUCGUCUUGAUCAUCCCACCGUCCUUUCAAAGCUCUAUUUUUAUGCAUUUAUAUGAACCCAGUUACUCCUUCAAAGAAUAAUGUUAGAAAAAAGUUAUAAAUUUAUAUAGAAAUAUAUAUAGAUAGAUAUAUAAAAAUAUAACAUAGUGGGUUUAUCCAGUUUACCAUCAAACUCUUGGCUUAAAUAUGUUUAUUUUUAUGCAAAACCAGUGAAUUAUUCUAUCUUCUUUUUUUUUUUUUAAAUAUGACAAGAUUAUAAGACCCAGAUCUCCAGUUUGUUUCUCAAGUAUUCGUUUUCGUGGUGAGGAGCACCAUAAGAAGCUGUGCCGACUUCUAAUUUAUUGUGGAUUUCUUUUUUGUCUUCUGUUUUAAAAACCAGCAUGUCACAAGAAAAACCCUUUCUUAGGACUUUUCAUUGUAUGGAGCUUGCAAAGCAUCUAUCCAGUACUGUAUUGUCCCUCGCAGAAGUGGCACUGAGCAUCUGCAUGGUGGGGAUGUAGCUUUCAGGUGUAUUUAAACGCGCCCAGGCACUGCUAGAGGGUAAAGGGGAAGUAUUGCUCCAGAAUAAAAUGGCUCGGAGUAGAACGCACGUUCCAGCCGCACAACGUGCAUCCCGUAAGUCCAGGUCCUGCAUUACUCAGUGGGACCGUAGGGUAGCUGAGGAGUGCAGGAUUGGACCCAGGUUUUUCAUAGGAGCUGCAGCUUAGUAAGAGGCCGCUGGAUAUUGCAUGUAGUGUAGUGUAGCAAACUGGCCUGGCUUCCACGAGCCCGGUUGAAGCCCUGGUGUAGCUCACCAGAGAGCUCCAUUGAUUUCACCGCUGUUACACCUGCUUUGCCCCAUGGCUGUAUUUGAUCCUCCCCAGUGUGAUGAGCCCCCAGUCUGUGCUGUGCUGGUUUAGUACGACCUGAGACAGCAAACUCCCAAGCAGAGCUGGCCGCGUCGAUGCUUGCUCAGUUCGCUGGCUGAACUGAAAGGUAAGGAACAGUCGGCUUACCCAGCAGCGUAGCUCGGAGUCGAGCCGUUCAGCCCCAAACAAAACACCGCGGCGUGUUCUUGGGGGGAGCGUUUUCACUUUUGGGAGUCGUUUUCCGCACGUUUGGUUUUGAAGCUUGUUUUGAAAAAGCUAAAACGUUGCUUUAAAAAAAAAAAAAAAAAAAAAAGGAACAUUUUGCAAAAAGUCACAAUGCUUCAGUGUUAUUCAGCAUGGCCAGUAGUCUUGAUCCUCCCCCAAACUGCGUUCUGUGAAUGACCGAUUCAUCUGAAAAAGGUCACCCAGUUAGUCCCCGCCCUGCUAGCUGCCACAGCAGGCGCAUUUCUGGUCUGAGGGCUCCAGGUAAUCUACAUUUUCGCUGGCUGAGAAGUUGCUGUUGGAGAGUUUCACUGGGUGAAUAUAAGAGUGUUUCUCAUCCCUCAUCCCCAAAUGGUGUGGUAGGCAGUAUAAGGAAGGACCUCUUGCUCUUCUACUUUUAUCCUAGCUCUGUGCUCCCCUGGAAUUGCCUCGCAGUGUCCCAGAGGGCAAAGAUCACACGUUUCUAUGAUAAUGAAGGAGGCAAACAUUGUUCGCCUUCCUUCUGCUUCCAGCUUCCUUGAUAAUACCAGCAGUAUGAGUUUAUUAUGUGGAGGUCGAGGUUACAGGCCAGGAUGUCACUUGGAGGAUGUGUGGCUCCCACCUUGUCAGGUUCACCCUGGGGUGGCUUCUCUCACCUGCCUGCUAACGAUGGCGGGUGCAUUUCUUGGCUAGGAGGACCAUUGAGCUAUUCCAAGCACUCCAUGCUAGUCAUCCCUUGUAUCCAAAGGCCGUUUGUACACGCCAUUUUUUUGCCCUUUCUUGUGCUGCAGCAGCAUGACUGUUUGCAUGACCGGGUUUUCCGGACGCUUUUGAAGUCUUUCUAGUGCAUUAAAGUAAAACUUCUUGGGCACAGUUUAGUUUGGCUCGCUGCAACUUAAAAUGUUGCAUCCAUGGAUUCAUUGCGUGCAAACAGAGGCAUUCAGAGACAUGUAAUGAGCCUUUUUUUCUACCAGAUGGCACUGCAACUUUUUUGUAGUUCACCCCUUAGAA